UGAUCCUUCACAUAUCCUAUCCUAACAUCGAGGUAUAGGACGUCUGUGGUUUCCAUCAAAAUUCGUCCAUUUGCCAUACCUUAUUGCAUUAACUUAUGGUACCUCUGCUACCAUAAAUAUAUUUUUUUUCUGAAGAAAGAGGGAAGAAUGCAGAAACCGACAAAGAGCCAACACAAACAGAGUCGAACAACGCAAAUUUUGUCAGUAAGCAAAACCAAAGGAAUCCCAGUUUCUUGGCCAUGACCGUCAGCUACUGCACCUUUCUGGCUCAAACAAAAUACAAGCAGCAUUUGUCAUCUUUUUAGUUGGAUUUCAUGGCUACUAAGCUUGUCCAGCCAGCUUCUCAGGUAAUUCCUGCCAUUCCCAGAAUCACAAAGAUUCAUACUACAGCUUACAGGUCACUACUAGCCACUCAUCCAUGGACCAGGGAUGCAAAAUUUGGUGAAGGAUUUGUGCCCAUUCAUAUCACUAAAGUGGCAGAACAAACUUCUGGUUUAGUUGGGGACAAUAAGGACAUAGAAGAGAACGGAAAAAAUAACAGGACAGUUUCACAGAUUAAAGAAGACCUUUACCAUGCCCUUCAAGGAACUAACAGAGGGAUUUUUGGAGUCAAGUCUGAAAAGAAGUCUGAGAUUCAUGGUUUGGUGGAGCUGUUAGAAUCUCAAAAUCCAACUGCAGAUCCUACUGUAAAUUUAGACAAGGUGGAUGGUUGCUGGAAACUUUUGUACAGUACAAUUACCAUAUUGGGGUCAAAGAGAACAAAGCUAGGAUUAAGAGAUUUUAUCAGCUUGGGGGACUUGUUCCAGAAUAUUGAUGUUACUAAGGGCAAAGCAGUUAAUGUGAUAAAGUUCAAUGUCAGAGGAUUGAAUUUGUUGAAUGGACAACUGACAAUCGAGGCCUCCUUCCAAAUUUCAUCUAAAUCAAGAGUUGAAAUAAAAUAUGACAGCUCAACUAUUACUCCUGAUCAGUUGAUGAAUAUGUUUCGGAAGAAUUAUGAUCUUCUGCUUGGCAUCUUCAAUCCAGAAGGUUGGCUAGACAUCACAUAUGUUGAUGAUAACACGAGGAUAGGGAGGGAUGACAAAGGCAAUAUCUUCAUAUUGGAGAGAUCAGUUUAAUUUGGUGACCAUUGAUUCUCAUGAAAAAUGUUAUAAUUUUUAAUUAUAAAUUUUUUUUUAUAAAAUAGUUUAAUUUUGUAA
Molecule: messenger RNA, 1196 nt
Organism: Ricinus communis (castor bean)
Lineage: Eukaryota; Viridiplantae; Streptophyta; Magnoliopsida; Malpighiales; Euphorbiaceae
Product: fibrillin-5, chloroplastic
Exons: 7
Coding region: 315-1115 (266 amino acids)
Source: RefSeq, a predicted model, not a curated record